This is a messenger RNA of Schistosoma haematobium, 4745 nucleotides long. RefSeq lists its product as uncharacterized. NCBI's taxonomy places the organism in Eukaryota, Metazoa, Platyhelminthes, Trematoda, Strigeidida, Schistosomatidae. The coding region runs from base 2514 to 2900 and encodes 128 amino acids. The record is from RefSeq and is a predicted model, not a curated record. The transcript has 6 exons.
GUAUUUUAAAAUUCUUCGAAGGCAUUCUGUGUCAGGAAAUCAAUUGGAUUGUAUCAAGUUGGAAAAUGGUCUGGUUCAAAUUCUAUCCAUCUCAAUUACCCAUAUUCGCAGUGUGUUAUGCAUUGUUCCUGUUACCCAUAGGGUAUCUUGUGGUGAUAUCAAACGAUCAUGCACAACCAUUUGUUCCAUUUUUGAGGUAACCAAUAUGAUUUGAUAAUCCUCACUGAUUAAAAAUAAAUUCAUGUAAAUAUUUGUGUGAUAAGAAACGGAUUAGUUUAUUUUAUUUGUAUUAUGAAUGGUAAAUAUGUUUCUGAAAUACAAUACAGCUGAAGCACAACACCAACCCAAUCACAUUUGAUGAAGAAUCUGUGUUAGAUGUGGAGACAUUCACGUAGCUGAGACGGGCAACAUAAUCGAUGAACAAGGAUCAUCUGAUGCAGUCGUAAAACAAGGAUUGGCAAAGCAUGAACAGCAUUCCUUCACUUAAACAACACAUAGAAUUCAAAACAAAACUGUCUGCAAGCCAACAUCAAAUUCACAAUCUUCAAUACGAACGUCACGAUAGUUCUACCAUACUGAGCUGGAACUUCGAGAACUACCACAACAGUCAUCAAACAUUUACAAGUAUUUAUAAACAAUCAUCUACUCGAGAUACUCAAUGUCUGUUUGUCGGAUACUAUCAGCAAGAGUGUAUUGUGGAAGAGAACGAGCCACCUUGCAGUUGAGGAUUGAAUUAGGAAAGGAUGCUGGAUGUGGAUAGGAUAUACAUUACGGAAAUCCUCAGACUGCAUCUCGAGACAAGCGUUACCUUGGAAUGGUGAAGGGAAAUAGAAAAGUGGAAUACCAAAUAACACACAACUUCGGGAAUUGGAAGCAGACAUCAAAGAGUGAAAAUCGAUUAUAAACAAGUGGAAAGUAUUGUCGAGGAUAGAGUUGGAUGGAGAAUCAUCAUGGUCAGCCUAUUCUCCUCCACAACUAGGGUAAUUGGCGUAAUUGUGUAAAUAAGUAAGUAAGUAAGCAUGUUGGUUGGUAAGUAAGUAUGGUAAAUAUGAAGUGAAUGUCACUAAGUUCAGACUAACAGUCACGAUAACUUCAAAGAUAUCUUUAUCUUCUAACAGUUAAAAUGUCAAUAAAUUUAUCUUUUGAGACAUAUAACUUAGAAUUUAUUUCUUUAUGUCAAAUAUUGUUUAUAUCUUCCCAUACCACGUGAAACGAUGUCUGUGUAGUUAGCAUUAGACAUUUGUCAUUCUCUCUUCAGUUGUAGAAGAACCGUAGAUAAUUUCCAUUCAUUCAAAUUAUUCUGAAAAACCACUUAAAUAUUCAGUCGAUUUCCAAUUUGAAAAUUCUUGGUUAACACAAUCCCACAAGUGCCAUUGGCAGUGAAAUUAAAGCAAUGUUUAAAGGUUCUAAAUACUUUGACGGAACGAAGAUUUCAUGGGAUUAGAAUUGGGCAAAAGAAAAUAUAUAUGGAAAUGAAUUAGCAAAUAACAAUCAUUUACUCUAGUUCACUUCAAUGAAACCAGCUGACUACCUGAACUGACAAUACACUAAACCUCAUAAUAAUUCUUAAGUCAACUAUGCCGAGAAAAACGAUCCAUCAAAAGGUAACUUGCACUUGAUUGAAGAGUGAAGCCAGUCAUUAGACCAAGAUUGACUGUAAUUCCAUAAAAUGGAGUUGUUUUUAUAGUUUCCAGUACAAUGCAACUUUACAUUACGUAAUUAGCAUUUCAAGGAAAAUGCAGUGUAUUUACUUGAUUGUUUUCUAAUACUCAAAUUAUAUGUAUGUAAUAUAAUGCAAUAAAAUGUGUAGCAAAUAAUAAAUUUGCAUUUCUACAGUUCUCUUGGUAUACACCCACCAGAAAAAUACUUGUUUACGAUUAUUAUGAGUUCAUAUGGAUUAAUGUCAACUAUCAGUCAAUGGUUUUGGUUAUCUAUGAUGAGAAAGAAAUUUAAAAAAAGAAUACAUUCGAGAAUCGGUCAAUACAUCUGCAAAUUUAUUGCACUGCUCUAUACCAUAUCAGGAAUUUGCAUUGUUCUGCUGUCUAUCUUUAAUGUACGUUUAGUUGAUUAAACUUGUUGAAAGACCAUUACAGAAUACUAGUAUCAUAACAGACACUGAUUGACAUGAUUUGAGCAAAUAAACAUUUAGUUGAGUCACGUGUUAUGGUAGUGUAGUGAAGACGUUUGACCGGAGAUCCCAGCCAUGCUAAUUACUUGUACGGAAUAUGUUCACUUGAUUGAUAAUAAUAAUAGUAACGAUUUUUUAAUGAUAAUAAUAGUGAUAAUAACAAUGGUGAGAAAGAUGACGUAAUAGUCAUCAGCAUGACGAAUAAUGUCUUCCAUUAUUCAAGUAACAAAUUCAUUCCGAUUAUUUUAUCUCGUAAUCAGUUAGUCAUAUUAUUCUGUCAUUUCCGAAUAACUAAUCCACAAAACGAUGCUCACGGAACAUUAGUUAACUGAAUUUUACUGAAGUGUUAGAUAGUAACCAAAGCACUUUAUUCUUUGUGUUUCAGAUGAAAGAUACCAAUCAUUUACACUAUCGUUUAACUAUGGUCAAUUUUUUUUGCCAAGCAACUGCGAUGCUGUUGGGUUCAGUACUUGUCUUUUGGGUUUAUCGUCCAAUGAAAUGGUUUCUGAUUGCUAGGAUUAUUGUCAUACUUCAGUUAUUUCUCGGAUCAUAUUUCUUUGUUUAUUUCAAUCGCGCUGCACUGUUAGUGUUUAAUGGGGAGAACAUCUACUACAUAAGGGAACAUGAACCGGGAUACACAGAAUUCAAUAAAUGUGCAAUCAGUGAGUGGUUCUGUAUAUUCGGUCUUAUAGAAAUCACCUUGAUAACUGGUUUGGAAUUACGGAAACAUGAAGAAAGUGUUACAAAAACAAAAGCAGUUUACAUGAUGUAGAGUUCAGAUUCUAUGUAACUUACAUGUUUAUACAUUUUUUGUGUGUACAUUCCGUCUUUUGAUUUCGCACAAAUUAUCGAUGAAAAUAGAUUAUCUUUUGAUAUUACUUUCGACUUGAAUCUAUUUCUGUGGUUACAGUUUGGAAGUACUGGGUAAAUAUUACAAGUUUCAAGCACGGUAAAAUAAAAUGUUGAUAAUGACUAGACAGAUAUUCUCAUUUUACAUUUUGCUACAGUUUAGCUCCAUUAAGACUCUACCUCAAUGACGACCACAAGAGCAACGACGUAAUUUGUAGAUUUUAGGCAUAUUAAGAGCCCAGUUAUUGCAAGUAGGAACUGUACUCAAUAAUCAGUCAAUUGACAUGUCAUUUACCUUUGAACAAUUUGAAGCCUUGCUGGAGCGUCAAGAAAAACGUUACGAACAGUCCCAGAUUCGUAUUAUAGAGACGCUAAUUCAGCAAAUGAACCUAAAUCAGAAGGGGUUUAGAGAUGAUCCUUUCAAAUCUCAUGCUGAUCACAAUAAUAAUUCUAUCCAUGAAUUUCAUUUUUAUGGUUUUGCUGGUGUCACAUUUAAAUUGUCGUUCGAAAAAUACGAGGAUUUAUUCAAGGUCGACUGAAAUAGAGGUCAAUAGAGAAAACAACUACAACGAACAUACAAACAACGGGUAUGCAUUUAUGAUUGCAUCCAACCUAAUUCCAAGUCAGCUAAAUGACUUGUAAAUCAGCUGUCAAGAAACUCCUACAGUUUACAUCUCUUCGAAGUAUGUGGAGAUGACUUUGUUCAGAAAAACAACCAGCUUCAUAGCCAAAACAUCCAGAUCAUUAUUAAUAUCACCGAUAAUAUGAGAAUUAAAAUACAUAACGGAGAAGCUACAUUUUAAUAUAGUUCACGAAACGUGAAUUCUUCUUACAUAGGCUGGUGAGACUACAGAAAUGGUUUCACGUAUCAUGAUUUCAUUAAACAACUAUGUGUGGAAAUGUGAAAAUGGGCAGAGUGAAAUAAGUAAACAGAGAUAAUAAAGCAUUCUUGUAUAAAAAUGCACAUAAGUAAAAGUUCAGGAUAAACUAUGUAUGAAUGCAUACAAUCCAAUCAAUGAUGCUGCAACCAAACACAAAUAGAACAGAAAACGUUACACAAUAAUCUCUCUCAGUGUGUCAUAUUAAUUUGAGAUAGGAUUCAAUUGAAAAUGGGUCACUACUGAUAACGAAUACAGAAAUAACCAUUUUCAAGUCUCUUUAUAGUGAGAGGGUUUUAAGUUGUUUCGAACUGGAUGAUGUGUAGUACAAAAGUGAGAUUGAGUUGGCAUUCUUCAUCAAUUUCAGUCAUACAACGACGCCUGUUUGGAAGAGUCGAACUGUGUUGUAAGCACGCAAUGAUUAAGCGGUGGACCAACAGUAUUUUCACUGGUGAGGACUAUCCAGUGUAACUCGUACUAACACCAAAUAACGAGUUGGCAACCGAUUGGUUAGGCGGUGUUUCAGGAACAGCUGCUAUUGUUAAAUUGGAAAGAUGAGAAAUGAGCAGUGAAUAAGCACUCAAGAAUAAGUAGUAGACAAACCUUGAACAUUACGGUUAAACUGGGGUGUGAAACCAAGUACCACUUUUCAUGAGUGAAAUUACUGACUUUCCAAAUUGUAAUAACACUAGUUUAAAAGAGUUUAUCGUUUAGUGACAAUAUAUGUGAACUGUUUAUUAUUUUUCAGUAGUUUGAGUCAGCUAAUAAGAUCACUAAAUAUAAUUCGACCGUAAAUGAUGUUGAACCAUCUGACAUUGUUUACGAAACAUCUUUAGCUGUGGACUAGUUCUAAACAGUCCUAUAUGAAAUAUAAAUUAAUUCAACUUCCC